Messenger RNA from Colletotrichum graminicola M1.001, 405 nucleotides. RefSeq lists its product as uncharacterized. Bases 1 to 405 code for a protein of 134 amino acids. NCBI's taxonomy places the organism in Eukaryota, Fungi, Ascomycota, Sordariomycetes, Glomerellales, Glomerellaceae. The transcript has 3 exons. The record is from RefSeq and is a predicted model, not a curated record.
AUGUUUCCCACAUUCGUACGAAGAGCGGCCCAAGAAGCGGCUUCCAAGCUCACAGUCUUCAACAAUCCAUACCGCACGAAGAAAGUCUGGCCUCCCGACUUUACGAAUCUCUCACCCCAGUCCCAGCUUCGAUUCGAAAAGAAGUACAAGCGACGCCUAGCAUUGGUGUAUGCGCGGCCGCGAUGGAAUAAAGCCGUUAAGCUUGCUCAGCUUGCGACCGUCCUUGGUUUCCUUGGCUAUACAUUAUUCUUCUCCGAGCUUGAGUUCUUUGGCAAGGAGUAUAGGCCCUCCGAAGAGAUCCGCAAGCGCUUCCGCGGCGUAUUUGGCGUCCUCGACUCCGACAAACGAUACGAGAGACGUAGAGACGCGCCCGAAGCGUCCGCUCCUGCCGAGACAACGAAAUAA